Oryza brachyantha (malo sina) is the source of this 576-nucleotide messenger RNA. Its product is annotated as NAC domain-containing protein 68-like. The record is from RefSeq and is a predicted model, not a curated record. Lineage: Eukaryota; Viridiplantae; Streptophyta; Magnoliopsida; Poales; Poaceae. Gene Ontology annotation, biological process: regulation of DNA-templated transcription. Gene Ontology annotation, molecular function: DNA binding. Bases 1 to 576 code for a protein of 191 amino acids. The transcript has 2 exons.
AUGGACAUGGCCGACGGGAUUGCUCUGGAUCCAGGCUGCCACUUCCGCCCUUCCGACGGCGGCCUCAUCACCCUCUUCCUCCGCCCCAAGAUCGCCGAGGAGCCGUUCGAGGAGCGCAUCGUCAACAACGCCGACGUCUACUCCUCCGAUCCGGUAGAACUCGUCGGCCAGCACACACCGGCGCCGGGUACCCAAGGGAACACCGGCGUGUGGUACUUCUUCUGCCCCCCGCGCUACACGAGCAAGCACGCGAGCUCUGGUGGGAGGCGGCAGCGCGCGGUCGGCGGCGGCGGCGGCGAGAGGGUGUGGAAGUCGGAGGGCGGCCAGAAGCCCGUGAAGGCCGCCUCUCUCGACGACGACGCCGUCGGAGCAGAGAAGCAGGUGCUCUGCAAGUUCUACCGCUCGCCUCGCGCGGUUUGCGCCGAGGCGCGCACGGCGGCUGCUGGAUCGCCAUGCUCCGGCUCCAAGAGGAAGGCGGACGACGCCGUGGGCGAUCUACCGGAGGCGCCACCCAGCACGUGGCCGCGGCAAGAGGCCGGGAGCGAGCACGAGCAGCCGAACUUACCGCCGGACUAG